This is a messenger RNA of Moneuplotes crassus, 932 nucleotides long. The record is from the annotation of a GenBank genome assembly. NCBI's taxonomy places the organism in Eukaryota, Ciliophora, Spirotrichea, Euplotida, Euplotidae.
UAAAAGAAUUUAGUAAAGAGCCUAAAUCAUCUCGAAGAGCUCUUAAUACCAGGUCUAGCAUCCGAUCUUCAAAGACACAAAUGUAUACCAAGAAGCAAAUCAAGACCAUGAUGAAUGAACUUGUUGGAAAUAAAAAUAGAAUAGAAAAAAAGACAGAAGAUAUUCAAAUGUUUGAUUUUGACCUCAAAGAACAGAUAUUAACACCAAAUUUAACUGGAGAUUUAAAAAUGAACAACAAUUGAAUCGUUCUCUCAAAAUCGAAGAAAGGUGAACCGAAGGGAACUCCUAAAAGUCACCUAUCUAAGCUGGAUGAGAAGAAAGAAGAUGAGAAGAGCCCCCAACCACAAAUUGAAUCUCCUUUACCAGAUAAAUCAGAGUUCUUAGAAAGGGGAAAGAAGUUUAUUAAAUCACUAGAAGAGAUUCAAACUACUUCAAAUAAUGAUGAUGAAAUCAUAGAGAAGGCUAAGUGACUCUUCAUGCCUUACUACUCUUCCAAGAAUAACAUUCAAAAGGAUAUGAAGGACAAGAUUAUAAAAUACUGUCCAAAUAGAAAUCUUUCUUCAGGAAAUUUAGGUAAAGAAAAGCAAACAAAUAUUGGCGCUGCAGCAGUUGAUUGAUUAAAGAAAGAGUAUUAUCGCAAAACCUUCCUUGACAGAGAAGAUAGCAUUGAAGAAAAGAUAAAAGAACUAGAGUAUAUGGCCUUCAAGAAUUCUAAAAGGCAAGAAAAUGCAGCUGUCGAUAUUCUUAAAAAGUUCACAAAACGAACAAAUACAACAGUUAAAGAAUUUUCUACUUUUAAAAAAGAGAAUAAGCAUCUUAAAUACCUUGAUGAUGAGAUUGAUGAGGACUCCAUGACUUUAGGGGAACAUCUCAAGAGAAUUUUGGACCUUGAGACAGUCCUAGGAAGUAAAAUUAAGAAGAAUUCAGUUUAA